AAUAUAAUGCGUUGUGCAUACCAGGCCAGGUUCUCUGAGAGUCACACAUAACUUUUACCUUGUGCCAGUUAGGGUGUGAAGAAACAUAGCUUGAUCAAAGUAAAUUAAAAGUCACUAAAGUUUGUCUAAAAGAUGCCUUCGCGUGUAGAUUCUCGAAUAAAAGAUUUUAAAAAUGGAAGGAAAGAUAUGGACGAUUUAAGAAGAAGACGUACAGAUGUCACAGUUGAAUUACGCAAGGCCAGAAAGGAUGAACAAAUAUUAAAGAAGAGAAAUGUGACUGAUUUAGCGUCCCUCAGUCCAUUAAAGGAAAAUAAUCAGCAGACACCGACACCUUAUUUGCCACUGGAGGAGAUAAAAAAAAUUUUGUUAAGUAGUGUACCUGCGGCAGAUAAAGAAAUAUAUAAUGCUGUGCAAAGUACAAGACGAUUGUUGUCUCGUGCAGAAAGUCCUCCAAUUGACAAAGUUAUCAAAUCUGGCCUGGUACCGAAAUUGGUUACAUUACUACAGUAUAAACAAGAUACGUCUAUUCAAUUUGAAGCUGCUUGGGCAGUGACUAAUAUCGCUUCUGGAAGCUCUGAGCAAACAAGAACAGUUGUAGAAGCAGGUGCAGUGGACUGCUUUGUUGAGCUUCUUUCAUCACAACACGCUCAAGUUCAAGAACAGGCUGUUUGGGCUCUUGGAAACAUUGCAGGUGACGGUCCUGACUUUCGUGAUUAUGUUAUCUCCAGAGGUGUUGUUGAUCCUCUUCUUGCAUUGAUUAAACAGAACACCCCACAUUUAUUUCUUCGCAACGUUACAUGGACAUUAUCAAACCUUUGCAGAAAUAAAAAUCCACCUCCAAAGUUAGAGUCAAUUCAAAAAGCUUUACCAGCACUUGCAGCUCUUAUCCAUUAUCCAGACAACGAUGUCGUGGCUGAUGCUUGUUGGGCCUUAUCUUACUUGACAGAUGGUCCAAACGAGAAAAUCAGUGUUAUAAUCCAAACUGGGGUCGUGCCUCGAUUGGUGGAAUUGUUAUCUAAUGAACAUGUUACAAUUGUGACUCCUGCAUUGCGUGCAAUUGGCAAUAUCGUCACUGGAACAGAUGAACAAACGCAAAUUGUAGUGGACAGUGGUGCUUUGCAGAAACUGAAGGCAUUGUUUUUUCAUAAGAAAUCUCAAAUAGUAAAAGAAGCUGCGUGGGCUGUGUCUAAUGUGGCAGCUGGAAAUGCUGCUCAAAUACAAGCUAUUAUCGACAGCGAACUCCUUCAGCCUGUUGUAAACGCCCUUGAGAAUGGCGAGUUUAAAGUACAAAAGGAAGCUGUAUGGGUGAUCACGAACUACACCUCAGGUGGAACUAUGGACCAAAUUGUUACUUUACUGCAUCAUCAAGUUCUGGGUCCUCUGUGUCGUAUGCUUGCUACGCAUGACAGCAAAACAACAAUGGUCGCGUUAGAUGCUGUUAACAAUAUACUUUUGAAUGCACAAAAAAUGGAUCUCGCGAACGAUGGUAUGAAUGCAUUGAGCAAAGUAACGUACAUGAUCGAGGAGUGUAACGGGUUAGAUCCUUUAGAGAGCUUGCAAAAACACGAAAAUGAACCUAUCCGCAAGUCAGCUACAGAAAUAUUCACCAAUUACUUUGAAUUGGAAAGCGAUGAGGAAGAUCAACAAAUCGAACCACAAGUGAUGGGAAGCGCUUAUCAGUUUUCAGCUGGUAAUGGUAAUUUUACCCCGCAAUUUAACUUAUAAAACAAACGAUGUUACUUCGCACAUUACCAUAUUUCAUAUCUGUAUCUUUUCAUUAACUGCAUUAUUGUAAAAUAUUUCUGAAUAAAUUUUGUUCGGUUUUUAAA
Hydractinia symbiolongicarpus is the source of this 1829-nucleotide messenger RNA. RefSeq names its product importin subunit alpha-1-like. The record is from RefSeq and is a predicted model, not a curated record. Gene Ontology annotation, biological process: NLS-bearing protein import into nucleus. Gene Ontology annotation, molecular function: nuclear import signal receptor activity; protein binding. The transcript has 14 exons. NCBI's taxonomy places the organism in Eukaryota, Metazoa, Cnidaria, Hydrozoa, Anthoathecata, Hydractiniidae. Gene Ontology annotation, cellular component: cytoplasm; nucleus. Bases 133 to 1725 code for a protein of 530 amino acids.